This is a messenger RNA of Fusarium proliferatum ET1, 1155 nucleotides long. RefSeq lists its product as uncharacterized. The coding region runs from base 1 to 1155 and encodes 384 amino acids. The record is from RefSeq and is a predicted model, not a curated record. The transcript has 2 exons. Lineage: Eukaryota; Fungi; Ascomycota; Sordariomycetes; Hypocreales; Nectriaceae.
AUGAAAACACUCAUUCUGAACUUUUCGCCUAAAGGCGAUACCGAGCUGAUCCUCCGUCGUCCUAACUUUCGGAAGCGCAAUGACUCCAAAGAGGCCAAGAAUGAGGAUACAGCAAUUGAGACCGCAAUCGAGGAUGAAGUUGUGAAAUCGGAUGAUGACAAAUCUGAAGAUGGCCAACCCACAGAAGAUCAAACACAUGUUCUUGAAGUGUAUUCUGAUCGGUCCUCUUCGGUACACAACACCGAUGACCUGAAAGCGCUGAAAGCCUCUGACGAGAACGGCCUCUUUGUUGAAAUCCGUUUCCGGGUCUCAUCAGCACACCUCAUACUGUCAUCCCCUGUUUUCAAAGCUAUGCUCGACGGCCCCUUUAGCGAAGGUAUCCGCAACAACGAUAAUUUCUUUGAGGUCAAGGCUUUUGAAUGGAAUGCAGAGGCGCUGGUAAUUCUUCUGGAUAUUAUCCACGGGCAUCAUCGAUGUCUUCCAAAGGACGUCGAGCUUGAUAUUCUCAUUGAGCUUGCGAUGCUAUGCGAUUAUUAUCGGUGCGAAGAGAUCGUGGAAGUCUUUGCAGAGCGGUGGAUAGCGGCAUUUGGGGAAGAUAAGCCGCCGUAUGAAGAUGAAGCCACUAUGAACUGGAUGUUUAUCGCUUGGGUUUUUCAGAAAGGAAAGCUGUUCACCAGCAUGGUAGCUGCGACGCUGCAGCAUAGGAAGAUCCCUAUGUACACAGACCUGCCAUUGCCAAGUACUAUCGUUGAAAAGGUGGAAGCUCAGCGUGUGAAGCUUAUUAAUGAAGUCCUAAAUAAUCUCUAUGGUCUUCAGGAGUCACUCUUGGUCACCAACGAUGACUGCAAGCGGGAAUGUGCAUCAAUGCUUCUGGGCUCACUUAUGAAGCAGAUGCGUGAAGCCGGACUUGAGAUCCUGAAGCCCAACGACUUGUCAUCAACAGUCCGCAGCGUUGUGGAACUGAGAAGGUUUGUAUCGGGGCUCGAAACCCCUGUCUGGCAUCUUGCUGGGGGGUACGGUGGUCCACUCAAGCAUGAUUGUUCUCUCAAGGAUAAGACAAAGCCGUGGAUGGAUGAUAUGGCGAAGACCUACAUGGACGGGUUUCGGUUCCAGGACUUUAACGGCGCUUUUACUUCUAAGGGCGUUCAGGACUAA